Messenger RNA from Cuscuta campestris, 861 nucleotides. The record is from the annotation of a GenBank genome assembly. NCBI's taxonomy places the organism in Eukaryota, Viridiplantae, Streptophyta, Magnoliopsida, Solanales, Convolvulaceae.
GUGCAGUGGGAGCCGGUAGGGACCGAGGAUGAGUCAAAGGCAGUUCAAGCCAUGACUGAUGGGUUGAAACUCAGGAGAGUUUCAACAGAGUCUUCUCGAUGAUCAAGAAGGCUGGUGGCAACUAGAGGUGGUGGAAUUUUGAGUUCCGUUAUCAGAUUACAGAAGUACAUGUGCACAGUUGAAGCGCAGGUGAACAUUGUUCCGUGGCUUCAAGUGGGAGAUUGUUGAGUGUGAAGCCAGGAAGCUAGGUGGAAGCUAACAGGAAAUUGGCAGGAAGCUACCUAGAAGCUUACGGCUUAAUCAUUGUCUCCCUAACUAAUCUCUAUUUAAGAGAUGCUAAUGUGCUUGUUGUAACGGUUUGUUAAGCACCCUUAAGCUUAACGGAAGUAGUGUAGCUCGAGAGAGUCUCUCGGGAGGCUGGAUUAGCCACAAGUUGUGGUGAACCAGGGUAAAUCUUGGUGUGCUCCCUUUACGCUUUCUACGCUCUUUAUCUUUCACGUUCUUAAUUUUUUAUUCCUGCGAUUUCUACGAUCAAACGCUAUUCACCCCCCCUCUAGCGUUAGUCACUUAUUCUAACAAUUGGUAUCAGAGCCUAACUCGCGUCCAAACUUAACCGUUUGAGAGUAAAGCGAUCAUGGGUUCUUCUUCUAGAAAUCUUUAUACAGGGAUUGGAGAAGGUCAAUCAACUACACGGCCACCUCUUUUUGAUGGAACCAAUUAUACAUAUUGGAAAGAACGAAUGAGAAUCUAUAUUCGUUCCACGAACUUCCAAUUAUGGUUGGUUAUCAAAAACGGGGAAGAGGUGCCGAUGAAGAAAGUCGGAGACAAGUUGAUCCCCAAGACCGAAGACGAGUUUGAUGC